CUGGACAAGAGAAUAGGCUGCGCUGUUCUUGAAAUGGUCUCAAUAAGGCUGUGUGCAGAAGGGAGGAGUUGCUGUUUCAAGGCAUGCCUCAACAAGCCAGUCUGACUUUCAAUGAAGUCACCAUUGGAGCACAAUACUGGAAGGAAGGAAGGCAGAGCUCACACCAGGCUCAAGGGUUUUCUAGGAAAUCCCGCCCCACAGUGACACAGCAAGGGGAGCCUCCUCUUAGCAGAAAUGAAAGUGAAAAUAAGACCAGCCGAAGCAGUCAGACAGAAAGAGGAGCUGCAGAGCUUGUCUGGACAAUUAUAUGCUGCUAUGGACUUCAGGACUUGUAUCCUCGCUUGCUGCUUUCUCUGCACCGGAAUCAUCAGGCACCUCGACGGGCUUGCGGCAGCAGGUUCAACCUCCAGUCAAAGCAGGCGGCUAUUCUGUUCCUUGGAGACACGAGAAGUCAUCCCGUUAUCGAGUGAAGUAAAGUACAAUAGACAGGAUGCCUGGCUCCUGCUGGGAAGAGAGAAAUCAAACGGCGAUGUGCAGAGAGAUGACCCAGAAAAUCCUCCUCCUGACGGCACGGUCCUGUUUAUCAUCAAAGAGUCGUCAGUGGAUAUUCUUCGGCAUGCAGACGGGGAUAACAACAAGCUCGAGUGUAAGAUUAGCCCGUAUUUCACAGAUAACACCCAGAUUCUCUGGCCGGGGGUGGCAUCCAGAUCUGCUGAAUUAAACCCGUGGUUCACUGGCACAAUAAAGCACGUGGAUAACAAGUUCACCAUGACGGUCUUUUUCGUCCAAUCCUCAAGUACCCACAAAGUGGAAGAUGGCCAGAAGCCUGGAAGCCGUGCAGAGAGAUUGCAUGCCUCAGGCGUGUUCCUGGUACGUGCUGGGCCUUCUGUCGUUCAUUCUGGCUUGAAGAAGGACGUCCUCCUCAACUGUGCUUUCUCAGUCAAUCACCACGCAGAUCUAACCAUCAAAUGGGUAUUGCUUCGGAAAGGGGGAAGCAAGAAAGUUUUAUUUGCUUACAAGGUCUCCACCAAGAAGGUGGAGCAUCAGGAUAAACGAGUGGAGGCGUUCCUGGCCGAGAUCCCCCGGGGAAACGCCUCGCUCUUACUAAGAGGGGUGGAAGUGAGAGAUGAAGGAAACUACGUGUGCUCAGUGGCUGCGUCUUCACUUCUUGGGGAGCGGGACAUCAGGCUGCAAGUGCUAGAAAAACCGACAGUGAUGCUCAAUGCUGACUCCCUGUCCUUGGUGGAAGGAGAAGAACAGAAGCUGGUCUGCGACGUUAAAAACUUCUAUCCUCUGGACGCUCAGGCACAGUGGUUUCGGGAGUCGAAGAAGCGAGGCAUGCUCCCAGAUGUGAUAAAGCACGUUCUCUUUAGCAGCCACAGGGAGAACAGCAAUGGGACUUACAGCUACUCCAGCUACUUCUUGCUUACAGCCUCACUCGAGGAUGAUGGGCUCAAAUACACUUGCCACGUGGCCCACCAAAGCUUGACGUACCCAAUCAAGAAAAGUGUGAUGCUGAGAGUCACAGGGGCAGAAUCUGUCUGGCCCUUUGUGGUCCUAGGUGUCCUAACUGUGCUUGCUGUGACGGCGUGUUGGUAUCUGUACAAAGUGACGACUGCCAGUCAGCCCAGACCCUACUAGAACACAAGGCUUUUCGCUCCGGGCAGAACAGUGUUGCCGAUCCCCUUUGCUACAGCUGAAAUGCAGCCAAAAGUGGAAAGAAAGCCUGCAGUUGCCGUCGCACUGUGGCCGGAUCUCCAUUGCUUUAGUUGUACCUGGUGUCUGGAAAAGCCCUACCCCGGACUCUGACUCCUUUUCGGUCAUUGAGACUCAGAAACGCUGCUCCUGGCAGGGGGAGAGUGAGAAAUUGGCCGUGCAGCACACAAAGUCUCCGAGGUAUAAAUAAGAUGCAUGGGAACUUGUUGGACGACACAAUGGAGAGAGAGCAAUUCAGAGGGCUCUUAGGCUUUGUCUAUACAUGGUGUGCACUGGUUAACAGGGUCUUUAUUUAUUGUUCCAACUGGUGAUGGUUAUAGAGGCACUUUAGUCCCCUCCUGUACAACAUAACCUCAUCUGUGGUGCGGGGGGGGAUUUGUACUGCAUCCUUUAGGCUGCCAUAAUCCAAACAGUGCAGCUGUCGUGUAGAAGGGACCUUAGACGAGUUCCGUCUUAAAUUUGGGGGUCUGAUUCUUGCCCUGCAAUUCGGGUUGUCACUCGCACAACUGCACACCAGCUGUAACAGAUUUUCCACCUGAUGUUGCAUUCGUUUUGCUCCCCUGAAAAUAACUGCACACAGCGAAGUGGAGAGCAGGGUCCUUGAGGGGCUUGAAUCCAGCAUUUACCAGUCACCAGAUGGGCUGUGCUUGUGUAUUGGGAGUUUUUUUAAAGCCACUCUUCAGCAUUCAGGUACGUUCUCCCGAUAACUGAACUGGACGGGAGUUUAUCUCUGCUCUCUCCUCACUGCAGCAGUGGCCUCCAUUCUGGUGCUUCACCACUGCUUGCCUUAUGACCUGGACACAUGACAUUAAUGUGAAUUCCCUUGACUUUGGUGCAACAAAGAAUGCUUUACCUCGGAGGAAGAACAGCAGGGACAAUAACGUGACGUAAGUUAUGCUACUGUAAGUGUUCAGCAGCCCAGGAUGACUGUGGACGUACUUUUGCUCAGUGCAAACAGACCACAUAAUGGUAUAGUGCCAUAAUAGUGCCUACUGUGACAGCUACCCGGGGACAAAUGAUCAUCUGUCUGCUCCAAAUCCCAGUACAAAUUUAGUGCAAAUAUGGCUGUAAAUAAUAUCAGUGUUAAUGUAUUGUAUGUUCUGGCCCCGACUGCAUUUCUGAUCUGGAACAGCCUUGCGUAUCCUGAUGCUUUCACAGAUGUUUUAGCUUUCCAAACAUGCCUUGCUUUGUUUUAAGGACAAGGAUUUCUUAGGGUGAUCUCUUUUGUUAGGACAGAUUUAGACUAGCAUUGAAUGCAAGACAUUCUUCAUUGCUUUGUUGUACUGAUUGUUCUGUUCUAGUCCUCAAAAUGUUUUGAUGUAGCUGCAAUGUAGACAGUUCUGUCACCCUGCUUUCUCAAGUGUAUCAUGUGUUUUCUGCCUGCCAUUAUUCACUUUGUGUGUGUCCUGAAUAUGGUUUGGGGCAGGUGGGGGGUGGAAAUAAUACAGAACACAUAUGGGUCACCGCUGGGCAGAGAUUCUUUUUUUGGAGGAACUGAUUGACUGCUUACUCUGGUUUUGGCAUGGUUGUGUUGAUAAUACUUGUGCAAAAAUUUCAAGAAUUAUGCUCUACAGCUUAAAACCUAGAAAUUAAGCUGCAAGACUAGUGGCCCGACAGAGGAUUCAGCAGGUGCUCUGCCACGUGCACGUGGGCUUCCAGGUACUAUUUAAGAUGUUGGUUUUUGACUUGUGUAGCUCUAAGCAUACAGACAGUUGUAGUGAGAUCCAAGGAGAAGGAUAGAAGCCAUAGACAUGCAGCCGUUACUUCUGCACAAAUCUGUAGCAUCAGAGGUAUAGCCAAAAGCCUCCAAUUGGUUGGUGCGGGGGAGCAGGGCAGCUGUCCAGGAUAUUCUGUUGCAGACUGUGCUCCUAGUUGUGUCACUAGGGUGAGCCGAUCAUCCUAGCCUGGGCAUCGAGUGAGGGGGCAGGUGUAAGGCAUGCAGCUAGGGUGUCAUGUGAGCCAGUGCCACUGCAGGGGGAGGGGGCAGGAGUGGCUGGGGCGGGGGAGGGGGCAGAAGAUGCCAGGGGAACCGCACGACAGCGUUGGGUCUGGACAGUCCACGUGGCCCCCUGCCCCAGCCGGACAGCCCUGAGCUGCUGGUCCCCUGGUAGUAGCCAUAGCAGUGUGACCCAGAAGGGCCCUUCCGCACUAGGUAGGACUCCUUAAAGGGCCCCAAAGGCAUCCCCACACCCUCCUCCAAGUGCCCCUUCCCAACACUGUGCACCAGGUGCAGAAAUGAGCCCCUUAAAGGGCCAGAAGGGCAGCGGGCGAGAAGGAGCCCGGCUCUGCUCAGCGUUGCUGGGAACAGCUCAGUGCUGCAGAGGGCAGGCACUUCUGGAGGGCAGCAGAGUGCCAGCACCGUGACGUGGUGCCCAGCCCCGGCCAGGCCGUGGCAAAAGCCCUCAGCUUGCUUGUACGUCAGCCAAUCCCCAGUUGGCAGAGCUGUUCAGCGGGUGCUCGUGCUCCAUAGCACUUAGGCCUCUUGUUCAAUCAGUCCCAAAUUUUGUUCUCAAUGGGACACAUUCAUUAAUGCACCAUAGUGACUGCACAUUAAUUUUAGUACUU
This is a messenger RNA of Alligator sinensis (Chinese alligator), 4281 nucleotides long. Its product is annotated as tapasin-related protein-like. The transcript has 10 exons. NCBI's taxonomy places the organism in Eukaryota, Metazoa, Chordata, Crocodylia, Alligatoridae. The record is from RefSeq and is a predicted model, not a curated record. The coding region runs from base 235 to 1641 and encodes 468 amino acids.